CUCCAGGGAACUGCACAAAAUUAACCGAAAUGGAUUUCUACUACUCACCUCGUGGAGCCGGAUGCCGCACCGUAAUUAUGGUUGCGAAAGCUCUUGGCCUUGAGCUGAACAAGAAGUUGGUCAACACCAUGGAGGGCGAGCAGCUGAAGCCAGAGUUCGUGAAGCUCAAUCCCCAGCACACCAUUCCCACUUUGGUGGACGAUGGAUUCGCCAUCUGGGAGUCCCGUGCCAUCGCCGUCUAUUUGGUGGAGAAGUACGGCAAGGACGACUCCCUCUUCCCCAAGGAUCCCCAGAAGCAGGCGAUGGUCAACCAGCGACUGCAAUUCGACUUGGCAACUCUGUAUGAAAGUUUUGGCAAAUACUACUACCCUCUUUUCCGAACUGGAAAACCAGGCACUGAGGAGGACUUCAAGAAAAUCGAAUCCGCCUUCGAGCUUCUGAACACAUUCCUGGAGGGCCAUGACUACGUGGCCGGUGACCAGCUCACCGUGGCCGACAUUUCCAUUCUGGCCACCGUUUCCACAUUCGUGAUCAUUGGAUUCGACAUCAGCAAGUACCCGAAUGUGGAGAGGUGGUACGCCAAUGCCCAGAAGGUGACUCCCGGAUGGGACGAGAACUGGAGUGGCCUUCUCCAGCUGAAGUGUUGCUCACACAGCAAGGCCAAAAUGCCCAACUUGGAUCUCUACAACAUGCCGAUGGCUCCGGCCAGCCGUGCGAUUCAGAUGAUCGCCAAGGCAGUUGGCGUUGAGUUGAACUCCAAGUUGAUAAACACAUUGGAGGGCGAACAACUGAAGCCGGAGUUCGUUAAGAUCAACCCACAGCACACCAUUCCCACAUUGGUGGACAAUGGAUUCGCCAUCUGGGAGUCACGCGCCAUUGCCGUUUACUUGGUGGAGAAAUAUGGCAAGCCCGAUUCCGCUCUAUACCCCAAGGAUCCCCAGAAGAGGGCUCUGAUCAACCAGCGCCUGUACUUCGACAUGGGCACCCUGUACGAUGCACUGACUAAGUACUUCUUCCCCUACUUCCGCACUGGUCAACUGGGAGAUCAGGAGGCUCUGGACAAGGUUCAUGCCGCCUUUGGAUUCCUCAACACUUUCCUGGAGGGACAGGAGUUCGUGGCUGGUGAUCAGCUCACAGUGGCGGACAUCGUCAUCCUGGCCACCGUCUCCACCGUCUCUCUCUUCCCAUUUGACUGGUCGAAGUUCCCAAAUGUGGACAGGUGGUACAAGAAUGCUCCAAAGGUCGCUCCCGGCUGGGAAGAGAACUUGGAGAGUCUGAACCAGGCGAAGAAGUUCUGGGAGGAAAGGUUGGCAGAAGUAAAGAAGUAAAUAGGGAAACUACUUUAAACAAUAAAUAAAAACCAUGAUAAUAAUAAAAU
This is a messenger RNA of Drosophila ficusphila, 1378 nucleotides long. Its product is annotated as glutathione S-transferase D7-like. Gene Ontology annotation, molecular function: glutathione transferase activity. The coding region runs from base 30 to 1328 and encodes 432 amino acids. Gene Ontology annotation, biological process: glutathione metabolic process. The transcript has 3 exons. Lineage: Eukaryota; Metazoa; Arthropoda; Insecta; Diptera; Drosophilidae. The record is from RefSeq and is a predicted model, not a curated record.